Messenger RNA from Acaulospora colombiana, 1332 nucleotides. Lineage: Eukaryota; Fungi; Glomeromycota; Glomeromycetes; Diversisporales; Acaulosporaceae. The record is from the annotation of a GenBank genome assembly.
AUGGAUUCAAAGAAGGAUUCGAUUUCUGAAAAAGAAUACAAUUUUUUUGUUAAUGAAGAAAGGCCGACACCAACAGAAUUUUUCAAAAAGUUCAAUUGCACGUCGAAGAAAACGGCUGCCUCAAUUUGGUAUUCCGCUCUCAAGGAGGUCCUCACAAUUCGUGAUGAUCUCAAACUUGUUAAUAUCGAGCAAAACUACAAAGAUGGUAAAUACAAACAAGCCAUUGACGAUUAUUUUAAAACAAGCGUUCUUGAGAAGGAAAAGACGUAUAUUGAUAAGACAUUAACAAAAAAAACAAGUAAAGCAAUCCAAAGGCGCAUGAGCGAUCUCCUUCCGGAGGAAAAUGGUGAUCAAGUUCGCCCGAAAAGACCUCGUCUCCUGAAGGAGUCGCAACAGAAUGAUAAUUCGAUAUUAGAUUCGAAGAUAAAUCAGUCUUCUGAAGAUUUUGAAUAUCAUGAUACCAGGAAACGGCAUAAGAUUUUUCAUUCAUGGGAAGAUGUAAUUGAUAAGGUUGAUUUCAGAGGCACUUCUAAAGAGGAUUGGAUCGUUGAAGGCUGCAAUCUUUCUGAUGAGUUUCGGAACUUUCAACAGCUAACAAUUCGACAAGUCAAAGAAAACCCGUAUUUAUGUUAUAAACAAGACAUUCAAAAAAUUCUUUGCCUAUCAAACAUAAUGCUCAUCGAGCGUACAAAACCUUCAUAUCUCACUGUCACUUCAGCAAUUUGGGACAAAAUCUUUCGAAGACAAUUAGCUCCGAGUCUGUCACCGGUAGUGAACAAUAUGGCUCUCGAAUAUUCUUCCAUGUUGAAUUCUUUUGCAUUAAUGAGGGAUAUUCAAGACGUAUGGUGUGCUAAUUUUUCCAAAGUUGCAGAAUUGAAUGAUCAAGACAAGGACAAAUUCUGUCAGGCUCAAAUCAUUUUUCGAAACUUUUUAUUACUGAAUUCGAAAGGCGUGAAUACCAAUAAUGAGGAUACCUUUGUCCAUGAAACUUUGCACGAUCUAUUUAGAGAAAUUUUCCACGAUCCAAUGUUUGAGUUGAUAUGGGCGAACAGCGAGAGUUCUAGCAGUACUAGCGAUAAGGAAAAUUCUCGAGGUAAAAAACCAGAUUUCAAAAUUUUGACCAAUACAAGAGAUGAGAUUCUUUUUGGUGAAGCUAAACCGAAAGACUCAUCAUCUAUAUUGAUCAAUAAAGAUUUUGUCAAGCUUUCCAAUUUCCAAGCAAAUUCUUUAGACGAAUUAGUCAAGAGUCCGUCACGUUCUACCUAUUGCAGAAUGCCCAUCUCCUCACCUAAACCUGCCAAGAUUGCGAUUAUUGGCCUACCAUCAAAAUAA